Messenger RNA from Fusarium coffeatum, 1209 nucleotides. RefSeq lists its product as uncharacterized. NCBI's taxonomy places the organism in Eukaryota, Fungi, Ascomycota, Sordariomycetes, Hypocreales, Nectriaceae. The coding region runs from base 1 to 1209 and encodes 402 amino acids. The record is from RefSeq and is a predicted model, not a curated record. Gene Ontology annotation, molecular function: DNA binding; zinc ion binding. Gene Ontology annotation, cellular component: nucleus. The transcript has 3 exons. Gene Ontology annotation, biological process: DNA-templated transcription.
AUGUACCAGGAUCUCAAUUGGGGUGAUUCCUCGCCCUGGUCCCUGCAUCACCUGGAAACACCAAAAGAUGUUUGCAUCGUCAAUUCUCAAUCACAAAAUGUUCUUGACAUUUUACCAACCAAACCAAUACUCGAUGGUCUCAUUGAAGCAUUCUUUAGCGACAUAAACCAUCACCGCAGCAUAAUUCAGCCCACAACCUUUAUCUCACAUUACAUCCAAUGGUCAGCCUCAUCAGAUACAGAAAAAUAUCAGGAUGCGCAAUUUACCACUCUCGUUUUAAUGAUGUGCGCAUGCGUGGCCCCACAAUCACCCGACUACCACGCAGCCGCUCACCGAGUCGCCGUCUCGAUACCAGCAGGUUCAUAUAGCCUGACAAGUCUUCAAUGGAAGAUUUCGAGUAUAUGCUGGUUACAAGGUGAAGCUCGGUUCGUUGAGGCGUGGCAUACCAUCGGGCUAGCGAUUCAGGAAGCGUAUGAGUUGGGGUAUCAUGAAGCGAAAACAAAUUCAAGAACGGGGAGGCAGAUUUGGAGAGUUCUGCAAUGUUGGAAUUGGGAGUUGUCGCUUAUCCUUGGGAGGCCAAUGAUUAUGAAUGACAUUGACUCCGAGGCUGAUGCGGAUGAUUUGAGCACUGCACCGCCCUCGCCUACGCUUUCGACAAGGUUGCAGUAUCAUCUUGUGUCGUCGCUUUCGAAGAAGUGGCAUACACCACAUCGUGUCGACUCACCAGCUGAGAUUCGCGCGCAUACGAAAAUAGUUGAGGAGUACAUCUCUUCUCUGCCACCAGUAUUCAACCUCACCAACACGGAUACAUCCAACGAUAAAAAAUGGCCCUGGCUCGUAUCGCAUCGCUACUACAUCCAAGCGAUGGCCUACUUCAUCAUCCUCCAACCAUACAAAACCUACCUCUCCAACCCCGCAAAUGAAUCAACGCCAAAGAUGAGAGAAGAAGCCGUGCAUUACUCCGUGAAGGCACUUGACAUAGCAACGCGCUGGUCGUCACGAGCCAUGGAAGGGAACGAUCAAUUCCACAUCAUUGUUUUGUGUUUAUUCGACACAGCUGCAUUUUUGAGCACAUCAUUGGUCAGCGAUGGAGAUGCUGUUGAAAAGGCGAGGCGGACGCUUGAGCGAUUAGGUAGGAUUUCACAGGGUGCAAAGACUUCGCAUGUUCUUCUUUGUCGCAUAAUGAAGGGAAUGAAUGGCAAGAAAUAA